Messenger RNA from Cryphonectria parasitica EP155, 1779 nucleotides. RefSeq names its product YccV-like-domain-containing protein. Bases 1 to 1779 code for a protein of 592 amino acids. Gene Ontology annotation, molecular function: protein binding; DNA binding. NCBI's taxonomy places the organism in Eukaryota, Fungi, Ascomycota, Sordariomycetes, Diaporthales, Cryphonectriaceae. The record is from RefSeq and is a predicted model, not a curated record. The transcript is spliced from 2 exons.
AUGGCUGGGUCUCGACUGCUCACCCUGCCAGACGAGCUCCUCAGCCACAUCAUAAGCUACAGCAACAGCGUGACAGCCACCAUAAACAUUGGUCUUACUUGCCGUCGUCUGUAUGGCAUCAUGCAAACCUCACCGGCCUGGCGCGAACACUGCUGUCGUAACUGGGCCCGCUGGGAUGAUCAACAUGACAUCAACACCAAGUUCGAGCAGCCUGUCCUGCAGACCGACUGGUACGCUCUUUUCUGCGAGCGGAGCAAGGCCGAUCGCGAGGUGCUCCGCCUGCUCGAAGAACUUCUCACGACAAAGCGGGACAGGGUCGCGCGGAUGGGUGUAGUCGCCGCUCGUGGCGCUGACGUGGAUGAUGUUCUCCACCGUGUGGCUACUACAACGCCUGAUGAUGUUGACGAUGUGCUCGCCAGGAAGUGGCAUGCAAUGGCCAUGAUCGAGAUGAGAUACCGCCGUCAGGCUGUUGACGUGUGGUGCAGAAUGCACGCAGGAGAGAGUGUCGACCUGCUGCACGCAAUCUCUGCCUUUGACGAAUUCGUGUUGGGCCCUGGGGUCAACAUGGAGUUCAUUGAAGCCUCCCUGCGCAGGAUCAGUCUCGAAAUCGUGCAGGGAACCCAAGGUGCCUGGGAGCGGUACACGACACGUGAAAAGGCUCAUGAAAUCGCAGGCUUCUUGCGGGCCCAAAGAUAUAUUGGCCUGGAUCGAAGAACCUCCGUUCUCGAGUUAAGCAACAAUUUUCUCGCCCCAUCAGUCCUCUUUAACCCGCGCUCGGCCGCCUCUCGACCACUGCAAUCGGUCGUCAUUUUUUGCUCUAUCGCCCAGAUGCUGGGUGUGACCGCAGAGCCGAUCCUCACGCCGCGCCACGUGUACGCAGUGGUAUCAGCAGACGCCCAGACAACGCUUGAGGGGCAGAGCCGGGCAGGGCACGGCGAGACGGAUGCCUUUGAGGAUAUCAGGAUGUACAUGGACCCUUAUGACCACAGCGAGAGAGUCGAGCGCCUGGAGCUCGUCCAGCAGCUCCAGGACGUGGGCGUCUCGCCUAUGAACUAUGGUGCGCAUCUCAGCCCUGCGAGCCCACGGAACAUGGUCCUGGAAGCGGCUGGAAGCAUGCUCGUCUCAUUGCGGGGGAACAUGGACACCGUCGAGACGACAGAGGAUCUUGAGCGAGAGCCGCUGUUCGACCAUGGGCGCUGUGAGUUUGCUGCCAUGUGGGCUAGCUUCAUCUUCAGCACCGAGAACUUUGACCGCCUCGAUGCACUGCGGUCCUUGAUGGGCAUGGUGCACAACAAGUUCAGCCAGGACCUGGUUCAGUUCGAGGAGGUCAUGCCGCGCUUGGUGCAGGACUUAUAUGCGCCACAGCACUGGAGGCCACUAGAGAGGCUCGGGGUAUUGCGAGAGGACCAUGGAAAGCCGGUCAUCCCCAAGCGCCGACGAAUCUGGACGGACCUGGCGUACAAAGUUGGGACACAGUUUCGGCACAGACAUUUUGGCUACCGAGGAAUCAUCACAGGCUGGGACGAGCGAUGUACGGCAAGUCCAGAAUGGAAGGCACACAUGAACGUGGAUGGACUGUCCAAAGGCGACGACCAGCCUUUUUAUCACGUUAUAGGCGUGGAUGACAUCCAGCGGUAUGUGGCCGAGGAGAACAUCAUUCCGAUGUCGAGCCCACCCCCGAGGCGGAUGUUGAGGAUGGCGGGACGGUUCUUCAAGCGCUGGGGUGAGGUCGACCAGAGAUUCGUCAGCAAUGUGAGGGAGGAGUAUCCUGACGAUUAA